CUUUCGUUCCUGUCUGUGCACACUCUCUCUGUCCGAUGCAUCAUGGAUCAUGGCCAUUGCUGUACGCACCCCGUGCCCACCACCAACAUCGUCACUCCUUCCCAACGAACCGCCCCUGUGUCGCCCUUUGGUGCUUGCUCUUUCGUCUCUGCUGAAGACGUGUAGCUGACUCCUUCCAGAUCGCCAUAUCGGGUAACGUUUCGCCGUCAUAUAUCCAUAUCACGCUCGCGGACAACACGGCCGACAACACAUCUCCAACAUCGGCACCAUCCAAUCCAACCGACUGCUAGAUUUUACUCGGUUAGCCAGUAGGCUUCAUCCACCAUCCCAGCCCUUCCUCUCGUCUACUUGACCCUUGCCACCACCCACUCUCACUUUCGACAUGGCGUCCCUCAUCGACCAUGAGCGGAACAAGGCCGGCCUGCACCUUACCACGACCCGCCUCGAGCCAAAGACUUCCCGAGAUACCCUACUCUCCGACGGCCUCUCUCCCAUGGUCGAAAAGAACAUGACACUAUCACGCCCAUCAGACGUCUCUACUCCCAACAGCGCUCGUGCCAAUCCCUUCGAGACGGACAUCGAAGCCAUGGUCACCAAUGAACCCUGCAUCACGAAGACUACAACGGCAAAGGGGGGCACAACAGAUUGCCAGGUUUGGCCCGGCCAAGACCACUGGAAGCAAAAGGCGAAGGAUGCUAAGAUGAACCGUCAUACCUGCAACUGUCUGGCACAAAUGAGCAAACGCAACCGCAUUAUCGUCAAGGUCAUGAUUGGCUUGCUCGUUAUUGGUGCUGCUGUUGGUGUGGGCUUUGGCGUCAGCAAGCCGCUCGGUGCCGGGAUCUGGAAGAGCGAGAGCCAGAACUCAAGAUAACUGGGCCAUCCCUGGGACACCUUCAUUUGAUGGAUAUCCUUUGUCAGGUGACACGCCCUGUGGCCGGGUGUAAAAACUUCGCCAUGGGUUGGUGCCGCCUUCUCGUCGAACAAUUUUGUUGGGUCCGGCCAAUUGCCCAACAUGCGCAUCAUGAGGA
Messenger RNA from Neurospora tetraspora, 1028 nucleotides. RefSeq lists its product as uncharacterized. The record is from RefSeq and is a predicted model, not a curated record. NCBI's taxonomy places the organism in Eukaryota, Fungi, Ascomycota, Sordariomycetes, Sordariales, Sordariaceae. Bases 383 to 871 code for a protein of 162 amino acids. The transcript has a single exon.